Hibiscus syriacus is the source of this 1198-nucleotide messenger RNA. Its product is annotated as PTI1-like tyrosine-protein kinase 3. The coding region runs from base 23 to 1114 and encodes 363 amino acids. The record is from RefSeq and is a predicted model, not a curated record. Lineage: Eukaryota; Viridiplantae; Streptophyta; Magnoliopsida; Malvales; Malvaceae. Gene Ontology annotation, biological process: protein phosphorylation. Gene Ontology annotation, molecular function: protein tyrosine kinase activity; ATP binding. The transcript has 7 exons.
UAUCCCGAGGGUAUCUUUCGUGAUGAAAAGAACAAGGAUGCGUCGAUGGCUUUGCUGUUCAGCUCAGGUAGAGGAGAAUUAUCAUUCUUGCGAAACUGACCAACUCAAGUGUCCCAAUCAAAAGAACUCAAAGAUGACAGCUCCUGUCAAACCCGAAGAUCGAGAACCGACACCGCCUAUUGAAGUGCCGGCAUUAUCAUUGGAAGAAUUGGAUGAAAAGACAGACAAUUUCGGAGCAACGGCUUUAGUUGGAGAGGGUUCCUAUGGAAGAGUUUAUUAUGCAUGCUUGGAUAAUGGACAAGCUGUAGCUGUUAAAAAGCUCGAUGUUUCCUCCGAACCCGAACCGAAUUACGAGUUCUUAACCCAGGUCUCCAUGGUUUCGAGAUUGAAGCACGACAACUUUGUCGAGCUGCAAGGCUACUGCGUUGAAGGCAAUCUCCGUGUGCUUGCAUAUGAGUAUGCAACGAUGGGUUCACUACAUGAUGUAUUGCAUGGAAGGAAGGGGGUUCCUGGGGCACAACCAGGUCCAGUGCUCGACUGGAUGAAGCGGGUGAGGAUUGCGGUCGAUGCAGCGAGGGGCUUGGAGUACUUGCAUGAGAAGGCUCAACCCUCUGUUAUACAUAGAGAUAUAAGAUCUAGCAAUGUGCUCGUCUUUGAAGAAUUCAAAGCCAAAAUUGCGGAUUUUAACCUAUCGAAUCAGUCUCCAGACAUGGCUGCUCGUCUUCAUUCGACUCGAGUUCUGGGGACAUUCGGCUAUCAUGCUCCAGAGUACGCGAUGACGGGAGAGUUGACACAGAAGAGUGAUGUUUACAGCUUUGGGGUUGUCCUCCUAGAGCUUCUGACCGGAAGGAAACCUGUGGACCACACAAUGCCUCGUGGGCAGCAGAGUCUCGUUACCUGGGCUACUCCGAGACUGAGCGAAGAUAAAGUUAAAGAAUGUGUCGAUCCGAACCUGAUGGGAGAGUAUCCUCCUAAAGGGGUUGCCAAGUUGGCGACUGUGGCGGCGUUGUGUGUGCAGUACGAAGCCGAGUUCCGUCCGAGCAUGAGCAUUGUUGUCAAGGCUCUCCAACCAUUACUGAAGGCUCCAACACCUACACCAAUACCAGAGACAUGAAUCCAUUUUCUGAGAACAUUUCCUUCACUUCUUCUCAGAAAAUUUAUGUAAUCUAUGGACAGUUUGGUUUCAUUUAAUUUUGAC